Molecule: messenger RNA, 675 nt
Organism: Cylicostephanus goldi
Lineage: Eukaryota; Metazoa; Nematoda; Chromadorea; Rhabditida; Strongylidae
Source: the annotation of a GenBank genome assembly
AUGGACACACAGUCGUCAAGCGAUUCGUCGCUGCCCAAGCCAGGCGAUUUGAUCUGGGCGAAGAUGAAAGGUUUUCCACCCUGGCCUGCUAAAGUUUUGGAAAAAGAUAAGGAUACACCAAUGUCUCGCAUUCCUGUUAUAUUCUUCGGCACUGGUGAAAAAGCGUUUAUGAAGCCAUCUGAUGUAUCAGAUUACUACGAAAACAAAGCACAGCAUGAAGUUCCCAGAAAACAUAAGGGUUUCAACGAAGCUAUUCAUGAAAUACGUGUAGCAGCUGGUUUUGAAACAGCAUUCGAUGCUGAUCCUCUUUUUGGAGCGAGUACGUCGAGCAAAGGCCCAUCGCCUAUGCUUUCGGGAACCCUUGAAGAUAGGCUUCGCUCUGGUAAUGGCAAAUUACUAAAUGAUGCAUUCUUAUCGGGUUUCGAACGGCGUAGAGCAAAUUCUGCUUCCACGAGGUCACGAUCUAGAGCCAGCAGUUCAGCUUCCGCUCUGAAGAAAUUGCAUAAAGCUAUGCAUCGUCGACGACUCGAUAGCGGUAGUUCCGCUGGUUCUCGCCUUGUCAAAGGGUUGCCAGGAUUCGCUGACCGUGGUUUUGACCUCUUCGACAACUUUCAGGUGCUCUUUUUGUAUUUUUCAAACUUCGGUGUGCAAGAAGGGUUGAAUGAGGAGGUGUAG